This is a messenger RNA of Linum trigynum, 1619 nucleotides long. The record is from the annotation of a GenBank genome assembly. Lineage: Eukaryota; Viridiplantae; Streptophyta; Magnoliopsida; Malpighiales; Linaceae.
CCUUGUUAUUUUGGAACCCGGUUUAUGAAUUAUGAUGCGAGCACUAGCAAACGGUGCGGUUUUUCCCCAAAAACCCUAAUGAUUUGCAAUCGAAGCAAAGCCACCGAUCUCGAUUCUCCAGCCCUUUGCAUCUCGUUCUUCUAUUCGCCGCCCCUCCACUUUCCUCUCUCUCGCCGAUUUCACCCCGUCGUCAGGACCAGCGUGGUGGCAGUCCAAAUACCCAACUCCGGCCCGCACUUUCCUCAUUAUCCUUCAUCUCUGCAUCUCCUCGUCAAGAUCCAGGUGAGACCCGUCGGCUCCCCGUUCUUGAGCAUCUUAAGGAACAAAAUAAUUUACAACUUCCUGUCUGUUUUCAUCUCAACGCGGGAUUUUUCUUUUUCUUCUCGCCAUUGUCUCGUACAGUUUUCAGAUGCCCAAAGCCAAGCUUAAAACGACUAUAAAAGAUGCGGUUUCGGAGAUGCAGCAACUUCAGUCGGACUUGAUUCGAGCAAUGGAUCAACUUGAGCUAAAACUUGGUGCGACUCGUCCACUCCAAGAAGCAAUGAGUAGUGUGCUGGAUGAUGAAAUGAUCCCUUGUCUGGGAGAGCUGAAGUCCAUAGAUGAAGCUGCUCUGGAGGUGUUGCCAUUAGUAAGAGAUGCAAAUCAUGUACCCAUUGGAGUCGUACCCAGCCCGGAGUACCUCAAGGAGUUGGAAGAACGUUGCUUGAUCUUUAGAACUACGGAACACCAAACCGAGUUUUUUGCAAAAAAGAUUAUGAAGGCCUACAAGGAUGAGUAUCCGGCUGUGGUGCUGGAAUUGGAGGAAGGGGUAACCAGUAACACAGUAGAGUCUUGUGGCUGUCUCUACUUCCAUAUCAACUUCAAGGUCAAGGACGUAGAUGGAUCUGUCCAUCUUUUCUUUGCUGAGGCAACUUUUGAUUAUGACCCUGUAGUGUUGUCGCACUGCAUCCUCGAGCGUGGAGAUAAUGGUGGUUAUGACCAUUACCAUAAAGGAUGUGGAGGUUGUGAUCCUGAUGCUGAAGUCCCAAUAUACGACCCUCGUGGAGAUUACCUGCAUGGAUACUAGUGAUGGAUGUUUUUGAGGGUUUACAUAUUAGUAGAGUACUAUUUGUAAAAGGAUUUAUGUAUCUUGAAUUCCUAAGUCGUGUUGACUACUGAUGUGGAUUCCAAUGCAACACGAUCAGGAGAUGAAGUAACUUCUGGCCUGCUACUCUCAUGCCGAUGAAUUUGGUGGCGUUCGAUUUCAUACUUCAUGUGAGCAGAAUCAGAGUGAUGAUUCAAACUGUAUAAGGAAACUAGAAGAUGAUAGCAGUCCUCUCAUUGGCAUUUGCAUUGAGAGGAUGUUUGGUCAUAAUUCUUGUGAUUCGACGUCGAAAGCUGGUGAGGUGGUCACAUUGUUUUUGCAUACCCAGAAGGCGGCGAAGGUCACCAUUAAUUUCUUUGGUUACAUAGCAGCAGCAGAGUCAAAAACACUGUCCACGGGCCACGGCUCCAAGCAUUUACCAGCAAAAGAUGAGGAAAUCCGCAUUGAGACCACAGCAAAAGACGACGACAACCACAUCAACUAAGAUGAAACCAUCACAAUACAGCGUGUGACCCAAUAAAUCAAGUGUUCUUGG